AAACCGCCAUAUUCUUACGUCGCCCUCAUCGCAAUGGCCAUCAAAGAAUCAACAGAAAAACGUUUAACUUUGUCGGGGAUUUAUAAUUUUAUAGUAGGAAAAUUUCCUUAUUAUGAAAAAAAUAAAAAAGGCUGGCAGAAUUCAAUCCGACAUAAUCUCAGUUUAAAUGAAUGUUUUGUAAAAGUUCCAAGAGAAGGGGGAGGUGAACGGAAGGGAAAUUAUUGGACUGUGGAUCCAGCGUUUGAAGAUAUGUUUGAAAAGGGAAAUUAU
Messenger RNA from Lottia gigantea (owl limpet), 270 nucleotides. RefSeq lists its product as hypothetical. The annotation marks the transcript as partial. The transcript has a single exon. Gene Ontology annotation, molecular function: DNA-binding transcription factor activity, RNA polymerase II-specific; RNA polymerase II cis-regulatory region sequence-specific DNA binding. Gene Ontology annotation, biological process: cell differentiation; regulation of transcription by RNA polymerase II; anatomical structure morphogenesis. Lineage: Eukaryota; Metazoa; Mollusca; Gastropoda; Lottiidae. The record is from RefSeq and is a predicted model, not a curated record.